Molecule: messenger RNA, 1254 nt
Organism: Saccostrea echinata
Lineage: Eukaryota; Metazoa; Mollusca; Bivalvia; Ostreida; Ostreidae
Product: piggyBac transposable element-derived protein 2-like
Exons: 2
Coding region: 1-1254 (417 amino acids)
Source: RefSeq, a predicted model, not a curated record
AUGGAAAGAAAAAACAAAGCUUCCAGUGAGUGUGACACAUCUGACUAUGAAAAUGAGACUUUAUUUCAAUUGAAAAAGAAACUCAAAACCAAAACGUUGACUCCUGUUGAGGACAGUGAUUCUGAGUCUGAGAAUAUCCCAUUAUCAGCUUAUAUCAGAGAGAAAAAGCCUGACAGAAGUAAUAAUGAAGCUCCUCUCAGAGAAUUGAAUUUUCAGGACAUAACUGAAGAUCCUGAUCUUCUGAAUGUACUACCUCAGCUUCCAAAUCAGGAAUGGAAUUGGUCAAAUCAGCAAUUCAAGGAACCAUGCACUGAAUUCAAAGGUAAACUUGAAGAGGCACCACAUGAUGGUCUGCUCAAGACUCCAUUCCAAUUUUUCAAACUCAUGGUAACUGACCAAAUUAUUUCAAAUAUAUCAGAGCAAACAAACCUUUAUGCAAUGCAAAAAGAGGGGAUUCAGCUUUCAAGCACAAAAAAAGAAAUCGAAAUUAUGAUCGGUGUGUACCUGAGGAUAGGCCUUGUCCAAAUGCCCAGAGUUAGAGCUUACUGGGAGACAGAAAGUCGUUUUCCUCCCAUUGCAGACGCAAUAGCAAGAAACAGAUUUGAAAAAAUUGCUACCAUGAUUCAUUUAACAAACAAUAUGUCAGUCACUGACGAGCAAAAGAAGGACAAACUAUGGAAAGUUAGGCCCUGGAUUGAACAGCUGAGAAACAGGUUUCUGGAGAUACCACCUGAAGAGAACCAUGCAGUUGAUGAACUUAUGGUGUCUUUCAAGGGCAAGUCUAGUCUAAAGCAGUAUAUAAGGGAUAAACCAAAUCCUUGGGGUUUCAAGCUAUGGGGGAGGGCAGGGGCAUCUAGCAUCCUCUAUGAUUUUGAUGUUUACCAAGGGAGUUUUGAAAAAAAUGCAAAUUCUAUUGGUGUUGGUGGCGAUGUUGUCCUCAAGUUAGUGUCCACGCUGGAGCCAAAUAAUUACAAAAUAUUUGCAGAUAACUAUUUUACUUCUCCGUCCUUAGUAAAGGCCUUAAAGGAGAGAUCCUUUUGGUAUGUAGGCACUGUGCGAUCUAACAGACUAAGAGGUUGCACUCUGAAGUCAGAAAAAGAAUUAAAAAAGGAAGGAAGGGGAUCUGUUGACUACAGAGUUGAAACUUCAUGUAACAUAAUAGCAUUGAGAUGGUAUGACAACAAAUCUGUGGACGUUGUGUCCUCAUACGUUGGUUUGAAUCCAGUGGGAGAAGUACGCAGAUGGGACAAAUAG